CCCCCCAUACACUCACGCACGCAGCCACGGAGUGAAGCCUAGCUCCUCACUUCCCCAUCCUCACUCCCUCAAUCACCUCGACAUUCACCCACUUGAGGGCUGCUCAUCUCCAAACGCCGUAGACUGUUGCAGCAAGCCCGUCUGCACUUGCCGCUCCUCGACCUCGACGCCCGAGGUCUACGAGCUUAACCUCGACCCAACUCAGCCCAGCCAGAUCUCGCGUCCUUUCAAUUGGCGUCGCACCCGCCUUCGUCGUCGUCGUCGUCGCCGCCGCCAAAGUCCAGAUCUUUCAGACCGCACGGCGAGUGACAUCGACGGCCUCGAGCCCCGAGGCCUUGUCAAGAAUCUGCCAUUAGCAGUACGGCGUGUGGUUGUCGAGCCCAGUUCCCGGGGCAGGUCCGGGGCAAAGUUGCUGAUCAUGUCCAUUGACGCUCACGCAGAAGGUCCUUCUGUCGAAGCGACUUCACCAUCCCUCUUAGCCACCACCUUCAUCUCUCAACAGACUCUAGCUCCCCACCUAUCCAUCUCGAUCACCCAGCCAACGCCAUCUCCUCAAUUAGGCCCCAUCGCGCCAUCUUCUCCAACCAAGACCGUCAGACGCAGCAAAUCUGUCUCCUUUGCGGCCGACAUAGCACCCAAUAUGACUCAACUUGCGACACACAGGCCCUCGCUUCCAGCUUUGAGUACGUCUAGCUCAAGGCGAGCUCAGCUAGCCCUUCUGGCAGAACAAGCCAGUCUUGCGGCGGUGGGCACCAGCAGUCUCAGGAUCGCUCGAGCACAGAGCAUUGUUCUAGACGAAGCAGUCAAGAGCGCCAUGGGCCAAGCUGCUCAGACGAAGGCCGAAGAAGGCAGCGUCGCCUCUACAUCUUCUCAGCCACAACGUGACCCAGCAUGGGAGCAAGCCUUCUCGUCCUCCGACUUUCUCUCUUCCGCCUCCUCUCUUGCUCAAAUGUUCCACGUCCAAGAGCAAAGCCGCAGAGACUGGGCUGGUCAGGCUCUGGCGCUGCAACGACGCCGGCAUACCGUGGCCUCUGACAGGCUAUUCUCGGCUGGUCGAAAAAACGGGAAAGCAGCGGCCAAGCGUCGUGCGAACGAUAGCGAUGAAGACGGCGAGUCCAAUAACGAGCUUCUUACCGCAUCCGACGCCAACAAGAAGCGACGAUUCACUGCGGCAGACGCCGCUAGCGCCAAGGGAAAGGAUCGCCGUGUAUCCUUUGUCGUAAAGGAGGAGGAAGCGGCAGACAGCAGCGUAGAUACUACAGCCACUGAAGCGUCCUCACAAGCGGUCGAGCGAGCUUCUUCGGCGGCACGACCCGCCGGCUCGGGCUCUUUGGCGAAUGUCCUAGCAUCCUUCGAGACGCUCCUCGAUUAUCGUCAAAGGGCUUGUGCUGGCCUUGCAGAGCUGGCCAGGAGCGCAGAUGAGAUGGACACUUUCAGGAGCGGAGCUGCCAUCGCGCCACCCAUCGUCGCCGCCGUCGCAUCCACCGCAGUCAGUGCUGUCGCUGCGGUUGUCGGCAGUAAGGACGCGCCAGCGUCGAAACUAGAGGAGGUCGAGGACGGGUCUUCACCUACCUCCUCCGUCUUCGAAUCUAGCGAGGAAGGUAGCACGCCAGCUGUUGCGGCUUGAUCAUCUAGUCGGCCCCAACAAACGGUCUCGACGUGCGAGCGCCGGGAUUUCCUGUGCACGCCUUCUGUUUUAUUUGUUCUCAGUUGCUCGGCAUUGGAGGGUCAUACCAUCCACGCUCCCGGCCCACCCACCCAUCCACGCUUUCUAUAUACACGUCAUCAGCCAGCAUUCGUCACCGAAACACUCUUUCCUCCUCCUCCUCCUCCUCCUCCUCCUCCUCCUCCUCCUCUAUUCUCGAACAGGACCGCCUAAUGUCUUCCUUGCUUUCCCAACCGCAGCUGGUAAUACAAGCCAUUUCCAGCGCAUCGAAUGUUGACGCGUACCUCUGCUCCAAUCCUCGCGCAUCACUUCUUUGUCUCGCUCAUGAAUCAACCACGGAUCGC
Messenger RNA from Jaminaea rosea, 2010 nucleotides. RefSeq lists its product as hypothetical. The coding region runs from base 419 to 1627 and encodes 402 amino acids. The record is from RefSeq and is a predicted model, not a curated record. The transcript has a single exon. Lineage: Eukaryota; Fungi; Basidiomycota; Exobasidiomycetes; Microstromatales.